AUGGACGAACUCAGAGUUAAAAAACGGAAAUCAGUUAAGGAACUUUCCAUUCAAAUGGACCUGGUCAAAAGUGUGGUCAACUAUAAGGAUAGACCCGAUAAGAGACAACAAGCAGCUCCUCAACUCUACGACAAGAAACAAAACAUGGUAAAGAAUGAAGUAUCCUCGCCCAACACUAGCUCAAUUACUUCUCCCAAAAAUAGACGAGCAAGUGUUGGAUUCUUUCUGCCCUCACAACGUCAAACUGCCAUGAUAGAUUCAGAUUCAGAUUCGGAUGACGAUGUGAUUAAUAUUAAGACUCCACAAAGUGCUAGAAGUAAUACAAGUAGUUCACAAUCUAGGUAUCCAGUGACAGUGCCCUUGUAUGAAAGAAGAAUACAUUCGGCUAGGUCAAGUAGAGUGAGGAAGUUUGCUAAUUUUUGUUGA
This is a messenger RNA of Naegleria gruberi, 426 nucleotides long. RefSeq lists its product as uncharacterized. Bases 1 to 426 code for a protein of 141 amino acids. The transcript has a single exon. NCBI's taxonomy places the organism in Eukaryota, Heterolobosea, Eutetramitea, Acrasida, Naegleriidae. The record is from RefSeq and is a predicted model, not a curated record.